AUGGAAGGAAGCCCCAGAAUCCCCGAGGGCUUUGCCAACGUCAUUGACGUGUACACUUUUGAUCAAAUCCUUGAAAUGGACGACGAUAAAGAGCGCAGCUUCAGCCGGAGCAUCGUCGAGACGUUCUUCGACCAAGCAGAAACCACAUUUGGCAAAAUGGACAAUGCUCUCGCUGAGAACGACCUCGAAACCCUCUCGCAACUCGGCCAUUUUCUCAAAGGCUCCUCGGCGUCUCUCGGCCUAACCAAAGUUCAAAAUGCUUGCUCUGAGAUUCAGCACCUGGGCCGCCUAAGCCCUAACGACCCACCUCUCGAUCACGAUGGGCUGGAGGCCUUACUGAAAAGAGUCCGAACUGACUACGAUGAGAUUCAUUCUCUGCUAGAAGCGUUCUACAACUAA
Molecule: messenger RNA, 399 nt
Organism: Wickerhamiella sorbophila
Lineage: Eukaryota; Fungi; Ascomycota; Dipodascomycetes; Dipodascales; Trichomonascaceae
Product: Multistep phosphorelay regulator 1
Exons: 1
Coding region: 1-399 (132 amino acids)
Biological process (GO): phosphorelay signal transduction system; phosphorylation
Cellular component (GO): cytoplasm; nucleus
Molecular function (GO): histidine phosphotransfer kinase activity; protein histidine kinase binding
Source: RefSeq, a predicted model, not a curated record